Messenger RNA from Metopolophium dirhodum (rose-grain aphid), 5158 nucleotides. Its product is annotated as peroxidase-like. NCBI's taxonomy places the organism in Eukaryota, Metazoa, Arthropoda, Insecta, Hemiptera, Aphididae. The record is from RefSeq and is a predicted model, not a curated record. Gene Ontology annotation, molecular function: peroxidase activity; heme binding. The transcript is spliced from 12 exons. The coding region runs from base 3544 to 4284 and encodes 246 amino acids. Gene Ontology annotation, biological process: response to oxidative stress.
UUGGAUGGCUAUGUUACGUACCCACGUAUUAAUUAAUCAUAUAUUAACUAUGUACAGCGCGCCGCACGUUUCUAAUAAUAUUUGACACUAUAACUAAUAAGGCAAUUAGUAUAGUAUAACAUGCGGAGGUCGUUGCAAAAUCGUAGAGAAAACAAUUAAAGUAUAGAAGGUGCCGUCACAUACGUAUCUUUCCUGGAAAGCCAACGCCCAUACGCAGGAUACGAGUCGACCAGCAUACCAAAUACGAGACCCGAACUCUGUCUCAUGACCGAGCUUAGCCACUACUACAACCACCCACUCCAAAGGACACAAUCAUAUAUAUAGAAGCCCAGGACAAGAGCUCUUCAGACGGUUAGGGAUCUUCAGAGUCAGGUCGUAACACCACUCACAGUUUAUAUUCUAUCUUUAUAUUAUAACAUUGUAUUUUUGUACUACGUUAAUAAACAUUCAUCAUACCUAGUACAUCACGUAUUCUAUUUCUGCGUUGAUGUAUAUAUCGACGUCGGUUAGGACGUAACAGCUAUAACUUUUAAAAUAAUGGUUUACGACAAAUUCUGAUUGCACCAUUGUUCCUAAAUAGUUAAUAUAAAUAAGUUCCGAAAGAAAUAAUCGAACAAUUUGAAUGUGGUGGUAAAGUACAUUUGCUCCAGGAAAUCGACCGUAUGAUUUGUGGGCAAUGCGGAGCGGUGUUGAUGACAAAAUUUGAUUUUGUUGAUAAAUGAUAGGACGUCGACGAUGAUAACAAAAAUAACGGUAAGUUUUUCUAUUAUUCGAGUACUUAGGUAGAAGAGGAGUUUCCAACAUAAUAAUAUAGUAUUCAAUAUUAGUUUGUAUUUUAUUCUAUUCCAAUUAUUGCUCAUUGUCAACUGGUAAUUUUAACAAUAAUUGUAUUAACGCAGCAUUUACUUAAAAUGUUGCGAAAAGUAUAUUCCUAUUUUAUAGGCUUUUGCAGGGAUUAACUAUAUUACUCAGUUGUAUUCUUAUUGUUCCAUUUGUUUCAUAAAAUAUAGCACAUCUAGGCAUUUAGCUCAUAGGAAUUAAGUUGAUAAUAUUUAAAUAAAAUCGUAAGUAAGUUUACACAUGAUAAUUAAGGAAUGGUCGAUUUGUGCAGUUUUCAAUUGUUUUUUAUUUUAAUAUUUGGUUCUAGGUCACUUUGUAUGGUCGACCAAUAAAAGUGCAAAACGCAGACACUUUUUAUGGUCGGGUAUAAAGGUACAUUGCUGAUUGCGGAUACUUUGUACGGUUGGGUAAAAAUGUUCAAUUCAGACCGCAGACAGUUUGUACUAUUAUAUACAUAAAACAUAAGUAGAGUAAAUACAAGUUAUAUAUCUAAGUAGUAAGUAUAAAUAAUGUCAAUUAUUAAAAUGUAAAAAUUAAAAAUUAAAACAAAAAGUCAAUUAAAAGUGUUUUAAAAUAUAGUAUAUGAACAACAGUCAUAAUAAUCAGUUUUUUUAACAAACUGGUUAGAUAACAGCCAAAUAUUACUUGGUGCUAUAAUAUAUUUUUAAUUAAUUUAGAAACUUGAUGACCUAAAAAUCUUGAAAUUAUCAAAAUAAUCAAACAUGAUUAUAAAUUAUAAUAAUUGUAUUACAUUAUUACCAAAUGUUAUGUUAAAAAGUAAAUUAAAAAUGUGUACAGUAUGGCGAAAUGACAAGUAAAAAUUACUUUUGAUAGGUAAUAAUUCUCUCCUAUUUUGAAUGUAUAAGAUAAUUAAAUCUACCAAAUAAUAUUUAAGCUUAAUAACAUGGUCUGUUCAUGACUUCUGACAUGUUUGUAUUAAAUAUAAUAUAUUAGUAUAAAGUGUCCGUGUUCUGCAAUUUAAAGUUUUACCUGAUCGUGCAAAGUGUCCGCGUUCUGCAAUCUACCUUUUUACCUGACCGUACAAAUUGUCCGGGUUAUGCAUUUUAAACAAUCAACCGUACAAAGUGUCAUUUUACCUAAAUAUUUGUAUGCUUACAUAUUAUAACAAAAUAAUUGGUUGUUGCUAUUUGUUUCCAUUAAAUUAUUACUUCCUCUCACUGUUUACACUGUUAAUAUUUUAAUAUUUAACUAUUUAAAAUAACUAUUUAGGUAAAUGUAUUAUGAUGUUAUGAGAAAUAAUGAAUUUUAUACAAUUAUUAUUUUGUUGUAGAUAAUUAAAAUGUUGAGAUACAGAGGAAAUAAAUUAACACUUAAUACCUAUUGUAAAAUAAUUGGAUUCAUUUCCUAAGGUUUAAGAAGAAAUUUAUGAACCAUCUGUCUAUAGUAAUGUUACACUAACAGUUAGGAUUAUGGUUAUUGAUUUCUAAAAUACAAUAUGUUUUACAAGAACAUUAUAUAUACAGAUUUGUACCAGACACGGACUAUGAAUCUAAACUUCCAAUUAACAUAGAUAUUACUGUUACAUCAACUUGUGAUAGUAUAGGUGCUGAUAUUGUUGAUACAACAGGACAAAAUAUGAUGUUAUUUGGAGAAUUAAAAACUGAUGAUACUUGGUGGGAAAUGACAAAAGAAUUGACACAACAUUUCGAAAAAAAUGUGUGUAUUCAAUGCAUAUUUAAGAGAAGAAUAUAAUUCAAUGAAUGACAUAUUAUGGAUUUUUGAUAAUUAUAAUACAUUAAAAAAUAAAAUAUCUGUUAAUAGGUACUACAGGAAAUCUAUUUGUUUGCUUCAAACUUGCUUCAAGCUUCUGGAAUUAGAUGAUCAUAUUCAAACAGUUGUCCGUGAUAUUGGAAAACAUGGGAUGGAUAUAGAAUAUGAGUUGAGUAUGGAAAUUGGAAGCCCUGUGCAUGGACUAUUGAUCGAUUCUUAGCUUUCCGAAGAACUGUAUUCAUUAUAUUGGCAUGCAGAAAUUAUUUCUGAAGCUUCCUCCUUUAUACGCAAUAGAGAAUUGCUGGAGGACAAUGUGCCAUAGACUUAUCAAAAGUGAAACUAGACAAGACAUCUUCGGGUAAGAUUUGUGUGUCCAUGUAUUACAACAAAACUGCAUGCAUCAGGAUGAACUUGAAGUAUCGUAGUCUUGACGGUUCUUGUAAUAACUUGAAACGUUCCUCCUCGGGAAAAGCAUCCACGGCUCUAUAAACGUUUGCUCUUAAUAACUAUAUGGAUAGCUUUAAUGAAGUUUUCGAAGAUUCUUUUUCGUCUUACAAACCAAGUCCUAGAUAGCUGAGGGUUGAAUUUGUCAAAGACGAGCACUCACCAGAUUACUUCAAAACUAUGGCAAUGGCGUACUGGACGAUUUUUGUAGGCCAUGAUUAAUCUCACGCGGAAAUUUCUAGAAUGAUGAAUAGUAAUAAGUCCGUGAGCUGUUGUUCAAAUAGCCGGAAGGAGCUCAUGCCUCGAGACAUACACCUCGAGUUGUGCUUGCAAGUAGUGAUACCGGGUAAAGAUCCAUUUUUCAGAAACCAUAUUCGUUUUAUGAACUACGGUCGUUCGGUGCCAGCUGUGUGUUCCGAUUGUACUUUUGACCCAAGGAACAAGAAGUGCAGUUCUUAGCCCUAAUACUAAACUCAAUAAAUGUGUUGUAAUGGACAUUAAUGUUAUGGAAUACCUAUAAACACCAACAUGUUCCUACACAUCUCAAAUAAAAAUUUAUAUACGGAAGGCCGAAUGAUCAACGCAAGUCUUUCACUAAAGGAACAUUACAACCGACCAACUGCAGGUUUACUAUUCAAUUACAUGGAUCAGCUUGUCAGAGGGCUAUCUACGCAGAAUACACAAAAAAUUGAUAUGCUAUUUACUAAAACGCUUACAAAUUACUUAUACAGUGUUUAUCCAAACCACGCGUUUGGAAUGGACAUCGUCAGCUUGGAUAUACAACGAACCCGCGAUCAUGGUAUACCAAGCUACACAGAAUUUAGAAAAUAUUGUCGACUAAAAGCUAUCAGAAGUGUACAAGAUUUAUCCAAGAUCAUGGUUGAAGGCUCAACUGAUAGACUAUUGAAGCAAUACAAACAUUGGAGAGAUAUAGAGCUUUUGGUAGGUGCAUUGUUUGAGAAACAUGAAGAAGACUCAAUGGUUGGCCCAACGAUGAGAUGUAUCAUUAGAGAACAGUUUAUAAGAACUAGAAUGGCAGAUAGAUAUUUUUACGAUUUACCAAAUAUAUUCAAUGAAUAUCAACUGACAGAAAUCAGAAAAGUGACGCUUGCCAGAAUCUUUUGUGAUAACAGCAAUAAUGUCACAAUGAUGCAGAAAAAAGUAUUUUUGAUACCUGCAAUGGCUGAUUUGCAACUCUGUAAUUCCCAAUCAAUUCCAAAAAUCAACAUCAAUCACUGGUCAGAGAUGGUCGAUACAUUUAAAAAAUAACUUUAAAUUUAAUAAUCAAUAAUCAGUGGAAGUACCUUCACUGGAUGGUUUGUUCCCUCAAGUAACUCAAGCCAUUGCAUUUAAUUUUAUUUAAAAAACAUACAUUAGGCUUAUUGUACUUUUUUUUAGUAUAGAUUGUAUAAGUUCUAGAUUAAAAAAAAUAAUCAAUAAUCAGCCUUUAAUCUAACCUUAUUUUCAUUUUACCUAUAUAAUUUAUCUUGUCUUUAAUAAAUAUUUUUAAAUUAAUUAUGAGUCUAAAAGUUGCUAUGUUACGCACUUGUAAGACGGAGACAACAAAUUUCACUGUAACGGCCCAUUAUGGCCAAAAAAAUAAAAAUAUUUUUGUCUGUCACAGAAAAGUUAUAGUCAGGCCAAAAUACAAACAUGAUAAAUUUUAGGUAUGUAUACUCUGCAACACCUCAAAUGAUGGCUCUGCUUUUGCCCAAAUACCGAUUUUUAUGUUUCACAUAAACUACACCAUAUUAAUAUGACAAUAUGAACUAGAAUAUAGCUUGCCAGAAUCUUUUGUGAUAACAGCAAUAAUGUCACAAUGAUGCAGAAAAAAGUAUUUUUGAUACCUGCAAUGGCUGAUUUGCAACUCUGUAAUUCCCAAUCAAUUCCAAAAAUCAACAUCAAUCACUGGUCAGAGAUGGUCGAUACAUUUAAAAAAUAACUUUAAAUUUAAUAAUCAAUAAUCAGUGGAAGUACCUUCACUGGAUGGUUUGUUCCCUCAAGUAACUCAAGCCAUUGCAUUUAAUUUUAUUUAAAAAACAUACAUUAGGCUUAUUGUACUUUUUUUUAGUAUAGAUUGUAUAAGUUCUAGAUUAAAAAAAAUAAUCAAUAAUCAGCCUUUAAUCUAACCUUAUUUUCAUUU